AUGCGGCUCAUGUUACCUGAAGCUUUAUCUGCGUGCAUGAAGAGAAUACUCUCGAGAUACAAGAAAUGCUCGGAUGGAAAACAGGUUCCUAUAGAGGAAUCCAAGCCUGAGAUGGUGCAGCAGCCUAACGAGACAGAUGCCCUGAAAGUGGAGAUAGAAAAUCUCAAACUAAAACAGCUGCAAUUGUUGGGUAAAGAUUUAACAGGCAUGGGCUUACAAGAGUUGCAUGCACUCGAACGACAACUAAAUGAAGGGCUGUGGUGCAUAAAGGAACGAAAGGAGAAGGUAUUGAUGCAGCAACUAGAUCAAUGCAGAAUGCAGGAACAACGAGCUGUGUUGGAAAAUGAGACCUUACGCAGACAGGUUGAUGAGCUUCGAAUCUUUUUUCCUUCAUCAAGUUUCACUACUCCCCUUGGUAUAGAGUACCCUUCAACAGAGCAAACGAGCAAUCCUGUCAUUAAGGAAGGCUCUAUGACUAUAAGCCCUGAAAUGGAUUGUGAUGGUGACGUCUCAGACACAACCCUGCACCUCGCGCCGCCAAAUGGGAUUUAUGGCAAGAAAAUGACGUGCGAUGUGGCUCACGAAUCUGGCCUCCGCGUGUUCCAGCACCACUCUAUCACAGGUGAGAUGAGUGUGAUUCGCCGGGUGAAGAGUCUCCCUGCCAGGCUGUCGACAUUUGACCAGUCGUCUGAGGACGUGAAGGACCUUCACGAAGUCUUGCCUUUGUCGGGCUCCGAGCUGGAAAAGGAUUAUGGUAAGUUGGCGAAGAAUAAUUUGGAGUCGGAUAAUUUUUGUUCAGAUGAUGCAGGUGAGAAGGUUUGUGAAAGCGAGGGUGGAAUUAGCGAAUUCUCUGUUGUGGAGAAAGGGGUAGAAGUGGAAAUUGUUGUCCCAAAAGACGUGCAAUCAGAAAUUAGAGGGCUCGACUCUGAGGAGAAAGAGAAUGAUGAUGUGUGCUCAAAGGAAUCGCUAAUGAAGGAUCUGGAAACAUCACUAAUUAGUUACGCUACAGAGCUAGUCAAGGACGGUCACAUCCGCAUCGGCACGAACAAAGACGCGCGCGGCACCGCCUGCUUGGCGUUCGACGAUAUCUUCUACGCCAAGGCCGCCGUCGAACACCAUUCAGGAUUCAGCGUUGCCGACAGAUAUCUGAUCGCCUUGUACUACCAGCAGGCGAAGAUGGGCAAGAAAUUUGACAAGAGGAAUAAGUCCCCGUUCGUUUUGUAUUGUCAAGAUUCUGGAUCUUCUGGGAAAACAAAGUUACGGGUCAAAAUAGCGAUUGAAGAAUGCAGGAAGAUUUCAAUAGCGUUGAACAAAUUACGGGGCGAUUAA
Striga asiatica is the source of this 1329-nucleotide messenger RNA. The record is from the annotation of a GenBank genome assembly. Lineage: Eukaryota; Viridiplantae; Streptophyta; Magnoliopsida; Lamiales; Orobanchaceae.